Procambarus clarkii (red swamp crayfish) is the source of this 1020-nucleotide messenger RNA. NCBI's taxonomy places the organism in Eukaryota, Metazoa, Arthropoda, Malacostraca, Decapoda, Cambaridae. The record is from RefSeq and is a predicted model, not a curated record.
AUGGAUGAGAAGUACACCAAGGGGAGUACACCAGGGAGAGUACAUCAAGGAGAGUACAUCAAGGAGAGUACACCAAGGAGAGUACACCAAGGGGAGUACACCAGGGAGAGUACAUCAAGGAGAGUACACCAAGGAGAGUACACCAAGGGGAGUACACCAGGGAGAGUACAUCAAGGAGAGUACAUCAAGGAGAGUACAUCAAGGAGAAUACAUCAAGGAGAGUACAUCAAGGAGAGUACACCAAGGGGAGUACACCAAGGGGAGUACACCAAGGGAGUACACCAAGGAGAGUACACCAAGGAGAGUACAUCAAGGAGAGUACACCAAGGAGAGUACACCAAGGAGAGUACAUCAAGGAGAGUACAUCAAGGAGAGUACACAAAGGAGAGUACAUCAAGGAGAGUACAUCAAGGAGAGUACACCAAGGAGAGUACACCAAGGAGAGUACACAAAGGAGAGUACAUCAAGGAGAGUACAUCAAGGAGAGUACACCAAGGAGAGUACAUCAAGGAGAGCACAUCAAGGAGAGUACACCAAGGAGAGUACAUCAAGGAGAGUACAUCAAGGAGAGUACAUCAAGGAGAGUACAUCAAGGAGAGUACACCAAGGAGAGUACAUCAAGGAGAGUACAUCAAGGAGAGUACACAAAGGAGAGUACAUCAAGGAGAAUACAUCAAGGAGAGUACACCAAGGAGAGUACACCAAGGAGAGUACACAAAGGAGAGUACAUCAAGGAGAAUACAUCAAGGAGAGUACACCAAGGAGAGUACAUCAAGGAGAAUACAUCAAGGAGAAUACAUCAAGGAGAGUACACCAAGGAGAGUACACCAAGGAGAGUACACAAAGGAGAGUACAUCAAGGAGAAUACACCAAGGAGAGUACACCAAGGAGAGUACACAAAGGAGAAUACAUCAAGGAGAAUACAUCAAGGAGAGUACACCAAGGAGAGUACACAAAGGAGAGUACACCAAGGAGACCAAAAAAUAUGAUUCUGAAACAAAUGAAGUCAAUCUUGACUAA